Molecule: messenger RNA, 2600 nt
Organism: Rhineura floridana
Lineage: Eukaryota; Metazoa; Chordata; Lepidosauria; Squamata; Rhineuridae
Gene: UPK1B
Product: uroplakin 1B
Exons: 8
Coding region: 207-989 (260 amino acids)
Cellular component (GO): membrane
Source: RefSeq, a predicted model, not a curated record
CAGGUCCUCUUGCAACUGAAGAACAGGUCUAACCAGAUCAAGGGCCAUCUCAUGUGAUAUGCCCCCCACCAAUCAUGUACAAUUUUCUUAGGUGCCUUGGACUCUUUUAAAGAGUGACUGAGGGGGGACUUGCCUCAGUACUGUAGGUGUGUUUGGGGUUCCAAGAGUGAAGCAAGGAGGGUGGAAGGUUGCAGGAAGAACUGAAGAUGGCAAAAGGGGAUAAUGGUGUGCGAUGUUUCCAAGGCUUGCUAAUCAUGGGGAAUGUUGUCAUGGGGUGCUGUGGCCUUGCACUCAUGGCGGAGUGCAUAUUCUUUGUGUCAGAUCAACCAACACUGUAUCCAUUGCUGGAAGCUACUGACAAUGACGACAUCUAUGGUGCUGCCUGGAUUGGGAUCUUCACUGGCUUCGGCUUCUUUUGUCUGGCUGUCCUUGGUAUUGUUGGUGUCGUGAAGUCAAACAGGACAAUGCUGCUGGUGUAUAUCAUCUUGAUGAUGAUUGUCUUUGCCUUUGAAGUUGCAUCUAGCAUCACAGCAGCAGUGCAUCGAGACUUUCUUACUCCAAAUCUCUUCCUGAAGCAAAUGCUGGAAAAAUACCAGAAUCCAGAUCCCAUCAACAAUGAUGACAACUGGAAGAGUGAGGGUAUCACCAGGACAUGGGAUCGUCUCAUGUUGCAGAAUAAAUGCUGUGGUGUGAAUGGCCCAUCAGACUGGCAGACGUAUACCUCCGUUUUCAGAAAGGUGAACAGUGAUGCAGAUUUCCCCUGGCCACGUCAGUGCUGUGUAAUGGAUACCCUAGGAAAGUCAAUCAACUUGGAUGGCUGCAAAUUGGGGGUGUCUGGCUAUUACCACAACACAGGCUGCUAUGAAACCAUUGCUGGUCCAAUGAACAGACAUGCUUGGGGUGUUGCCUGGUUUGGCUUUGCCAUUCUCUGCUGGACUACUUGGGUCCUUCUUUGUACCAUGUUCUACUGGAGCAGAAUCGAAUAUUAAAGAACCAGUAUCCUACCAACCUGUCCACCUUGAAGUCACUUUUUUUUAAAAAAAAUGUGAUGUCUGUGUAAUAUAUUUCCCUCUAAGGAAGUUCUGGAGAUCUCUCAGUCUUUCCUUCUCUUCAGUGCAGUGCUCUCUGCUUCUCUGUCCCCCUCCUCGUUUCAAAUAUAAUAGGUAUAAAACCUGCAAUGUGGAAAAUGGGUAGUUCCCUUUAAUCUCUGUAUUCCAAAACUUUUGAUGCAUUAAAACAUCAUUGGAUGGGAUAUGCUAUGCCCAGAGAGAGCAACAGCAAAGGAACUGGCUCCAAAUGCACCAACCAAUUUGAAGCCUAUUUUAUGUUUCAAGAUGUAACACUCCAUCAAGUAUUAUAGUUUUCUCUGCUUUAUGAGCAUGUCAGCUCUUUUUUCUUUUGUAAUGUUUGAACUAUUUUAAUGGACCAGUCAUCUACUUACAAGUAUACUACUAAACAGCAAACAACUUUAUCUAGGAAUUGAUGUAUGACAAACUAGAACAUUUGGGUGAUAGCCAGUGUUAGUCAUACUCAGAGGAGACCUGUUGAAAUCAGUUUGUCUACUCUGAGUGUGACUAAGACUCCAUCUGCACUACACAUUUAAAGCAGUAUUGUAUCACUUUAAACAGUCUUGGCUUCCCGAAAGAAUCCUGGGAACUGUAGUUUAAGGAUCCUGAGAGUUCUUAGGAGACUCCUAUUUGCUUUACAGAGCUACAAUUCAUGGAGUUCCUUGGGAAGAGGGAUUGACUGUUAAAACCACUUGGAGAAUUGUAGCUCUGUGUGGGGAAUAGGGUCACCUAACAACUUUCAGCACCCUUGACAAAUUACAGUUUUGAGGAUUCUUUAGGUGACGCCAUGACCGUUUAAAGUGGUAUGAUAUUACUUUAAAUGUAUAGUGCAGAUGGGGCCUUAGUCGAGUAUUACCAAGACUGAAUUGGGUUAAGUCUGUUUUGUUGCAGUGAUCAGUGAACUACAUGUGUGAAGCUGUUCUUCAUGGCUACCUCUUUCAGCUGAUCACUGGUAUGCACACCUUUUCCUGUGGUACUUUAGCCAGCCCACGUAGUAUUUGUCAAGUAGUUUGUGCUUAGGAGAGCUUUUUUUUAAAAAAAAGCAACAGAACUGAGCAGUAGAAGAAUUCAAUAUUUUAUUCUGCUCUUGAAUUAAAUAUGCUGUUGCUAGAAUUCACUAGCAGGCCAUGGUUAUUAAUUUGACAAGAGAGCAAAACUGGUUAUACGAGGAAUCUUUUAAACUGGCCCAUUCUGAUAUUUUGUACUACAUACAUCAAGUUGUGUGCAUUUUUGUAAUAUUUUGUUCCUUGUACAGAAUGUUUUAAGAUGAAAACCUCCUCUCUCUCUUUUCCACAAGUAAGCUCCAAGAACAUACCACCUGCUCUGUUUCAGAGUUCAUGUAUAUUUUGUUCUUCAAAUCUUCAAUAAUAAAGUGGAGUUUGAAAAAGAAAGACAAACGUGUUUAGGACAAAUGGAGCUUUGUCUCAAAUAUGAUCCAAGGAAAUUGAUUGUAUAUUCUAAGUGUCUAAUUUCACCCCUGGUGUUCUUUAUGCUGAAGAAUCGGAAUGAAUGCACAUUUGUGCUGGAGGGGAA